This is a messenger RNA of Didymosphaeria variabile, 2970 nucleotides long. RefSeq lists its product as uncharacterized. The transcript has 3 exons. Gene Ontology annotation, biological process: protein polyubiquitination. The record is from RefSeq and is a predicted model, not a curated record. The coding region runs from base 1 to 2970 and encodes 989 amino acids. NCBI's taxonomy places the organism in Eukaryota, Fungi, Ascomycota, Dothideomycetes, Pleosporales, Didymosphaeriaceae. Gene Ontology annotation, molecular function: ubiquitin protein ligase activity.
AUGCCAGUGCUCGAAAACAAACGGCAGCAUGACUCAAAGCAGACACCAUUCACAGCUUCCACUAGCGCAAAUGCAACAUCACCCAACGUGAAUGGUAGACGUCUUUCUGAGCCCAGAACGCCCCAAACACCAAAACGCUUAAACAGGAGGUCGUCCAAAACGGGCGCUAUGAAGAACACUGCCGAAGUCCUCAGCAAUGGCCUGCGCGUACAUAAGAUCCGACAUCUGCCCAACGGCUAUGGCAACGACCUGCAGCCGCACAAACCCUCCGACGCUCCCCUUCACGAAAUGCUUGACGGUGCACGCGACGGUGCUGUCGCCGAGAAACUUAACAUGGUGGCUAACCUUCCGUUCACCAACAUGCCUCCAAGGUUGACAACAAGUGCUCCGCAUUUCGAACAAUUGAUGGACGACAAGAGCAGCACAUUUACUGAAAUCUCUCGCGAGGAAAAUCCCUCGGCAAUGCCGGUUAUUCCUCAUCUCACCUGUGAAAUCAUGGAUCAACUGAAAGAGGAGGUUCAUCAUGAUCGGAGGGACCAGCCCCAAGACUCUAACUUUGUCGUCGAUUACGAUGCCAACAGACGAUUCCGACCCGCCAAAGCCUUUGUAAAUCGGUCUUUAUACUACACUCUGAGUGAUUCAGAGAUAUUGUUAAAGUCAUUCCGAGACCAGCUCGCAGAUGACUACAGUUAUUCUCCGCUGCCUCAUCUCGAUGCCCAUUGUUUGUCGCACGCUUUCAGAGAUUGGAACCAAAGGAACGGCGCCUUGGUGUUUGAUAGCUUAUACGAAGCCCUGGAAGCACUAUUCAGACCACCCCCAGAGCUUGAUUCGCAAAAGAGUCCGCACCUGAAACCUUCCCGUAAACAUGCCGCUACGCCACAGUCUACUUCUUCGAAAGAUGUGCCUGGGAGAUAUUUAUCUGACAUCGAGGCCGCUCACUUAGUCAUGAUCUGUAUCCACGCACUGACGUCUUUAAUCCCCAUCGGCUGGCCGCACACAUGGGUCCAGGUGCGUAACCUCCGAGGCUGGGGAGUGGUCAUUCCUGGAGCACCUUCCAAGACAACUCAGAACGAUGAUUUUGCGCAUCCUUGGCUCGAUAUCGUCGAUCAAUUGGAAUAUGAGCCGGCUAUUCGCUUAGCAACCCGACUACUCCAAGCCAUCGGAACAAGAAGGUGCUAUGAGCAUAUGCUUGCAACAUUACACGCUCGAGACGAAGGCCAGGGACCGACAGAAUCGUUUAUGAGUGUGGAACGCUUGCUUCCGAUUUUGCUAGGGCAUCUUACCCAAGUUGAGAAAGCUGCCCUACAAAGGAAAGGGAAGAUGAGAUCGAAUCAGAACAUGGAUGAAGAUCCUGGCUGGACUGUUACCGCAACAUUCAUGGAGUGGCUUCGUACCGUCAUUGUGAAACAAUGGGAUGGCAAUGUUGACAUUAAUAAAUGGGGCAGCGUUGAUACCAACAUGGUUACCCUAAAUCUACGCCCUGAUAUGUUUCUCAUCCCUCAUUUUAAUGAGGAGAUUGACUGCAUACAAGCGCCGCUGGAUUUUCUCAAGUACAAAGACCGACCAAAUUCGUUCCACAUCCUGCAACACCACAUGUUCUUCACGCAAGAUGCCCUUGUGGGAUACUUCCGUGCCAUCAACUUCAAUCGCAUGUUCAAGCAAUUCCAAAAGUCAGCUCGCAUUACCAACUUUCAGUCACGGUGGGACCAGAUCAUUAGCAGCCCUCGACAUUGGAACGUUGCAAUGGAUCACCUGGAAGUGGCUCUUGCGGAAUACCUUGUUUUGGACGUAACUCGACAAGAUCCGCUCGAGGAGACUUUAGACCAAUUGUGGGGACAGGAGAAACGGAAGCUCAUGAAGCCACUCAAGGUCAGGAUAGGUGUUUUGGAAGGGGAGGUCGGAUUGGAUCAAGGUGGUGUGACGUAUGAAUACUUUAGGCUUAUACUCGCUGAUGCAUUCGGCCCCGAGACUGGUAUGUUCACAGUUGAUGCGCAGACUGGCAUGACGUGGUUCCAGCCGGCAUCUCUCGAACCUCUCUGGAAGUUCGAAAUGAUCGGCGUCCUCCUUUCGCUCGCCAUCUACAAUGGAAUCACCCUUCCCGUAACCUUUCCACUUGCCUUAUACGAUUAUGUUCUGUCGGAGGAACACAAUAGCGAAGACAUAAGCGCCGUUGACUACAUUGCCGACGGCUGGCCCACUCUAGCGAGAUCUUUCCACGAGUUCCUCGACUAUUCUGGCGACGUUGCAAAUGUUUUCGUGCGCGAUUAUACAUUCAGCUUCUCGGCUUUCGGUCAAAAUAUUGACGUUGACAUGCACGCCUUUCGCGACCGCAUAUGGCCAGACUGCAGUUCGGAUCCCGAGAGCCGAUCGCCUAGCCCCAACCUGCCGCUAUCUCCAAGCCUUCAUGAUGCCUCAUGGCGACGGCCAAGGGACGUGCAUGCGGACCCACCGACAGUUACAAACGAAGACAGAGAACAAUAUGUUGAUGACUACGUCGAGUGGCUCACAUACAGGUCCGUUGAGCGGCAGCUCAAGGCCUUUACCCGGGGUUUCCACACGUGCCUCAACCGCACGUCCCUCUCCUUCUUCACGCCCUCCACACUGCGUUCCCUUGUAGAAGGUUCGUCCAAUAUUUCGAUAUCCCUUCUCCGCACGCAGGCUGUACGCUACGAGCUGCCGUACCAUGCUACACACCCCACAAUUCAGGAUUUCUGGGCUGUAGUCGAAGGAUACGACGAAGAGGAGACGAAGAGGCUCCUCGAGUUCGUAACGGCAAAUGAGCGGAUUCCAAUCACCGGAUAUGACAGUGUCAAAUUUGAGAUCGUCAGGAUUGGGAGUGAUACGGAAAGUUUACCCACGAGUAGUACGUGUUUCGGAAAGCUGUGGUUACCGGAGUACAGGAGUCGGGACAAAUUAAGAAGGAAGCUGGCAAUCGCUAUACGGAAUAGUGAGGGGUUCGGAAUCGUUUAG